AUGUCCUUUGAAUUAAAACAAAAGGGCAAUGCCCUUUUCAAAGAAGGUGAUUACAAUGGCGCAGAGGAGAUGUAUUCGCAGGCGAUCCAAAAGAACCCCAAUGAACCAACCUUCUUCACGAACCGCGCCCUAACCCGCAUCCGUCUCGAGAACUGGACCGGAACCGAACAUGAUGCUCGCGCUGCCAUCGCUCUCUACGGCGCACACUCCACCGCCAGCCUGAAAAGCGCCUGGUACCUUGCGCAAGCGUUACUCGGCCAGCGACGGCCCCAAGAAGCACACGAAGUCGCGGUCACGGCGUACCGACUGAGUCUAAAGGCCACGGACAUCAAGCCGAAGGACAGCCAGACGGAGAAUCUGUCGCGGGUGGUGUUGCGUGCGAAGCAAGCGGUUUGGGCGGCGAAGGAGACGGCGCGGAUACGGGAGCUGGAUGAGACGUUGGCGAGUGUGGAGGGGUUGAUUGAGAGGGAGGUGGAGAGGGGAGUGGAGGAGUUGAGGGGACGGUUGGAACGGGGGGAGAUUGGGGCGAUUGGGUUUGGGGAGGAUGAGAAGGAGAUUAGGACGGAGUGGGAGGAGAAGGGGAAGAGGUUACGGGAGGUAUUUGGGAUUGCGGGGGAGAAGAAAGAGCUGGUUGAACGGGUCGUCCCCGAUUAUCUCAUCGACGGCAUCACAUUUGAAAUCAUGCAUGACCCCGUCAUUACACCAUCCGGGACCAGCUUCGACCGUGUCGGCAUCACCAAAUACGUUGAGCAGGCCAAGGUUGAUCCGAUCACGCGCGAGCCCAUGACGGUGGCGGAUCUCCGGCCGAACUAUGCGUUGAAGGCCGCGUGCGAGGAGUUUCUCGAGAAGAACGGCUGGGCAGUGGACUGGUAA
Aspergillus ibericus CBS 121593 is the source of this 873-nucleotide messenger RNA. Its product is annotated as putative U-box domain protein. Bases 1 to 873 code for a protein of 290 amino acids. The transcript is spliced from 3 exons. Gene Ontology annotation, molecular function: ubiquitin protein ligase activity; protein-folding chaperone binding. Gene Ontology annotation, biological process: proteasome-mediated ubiquitin-dependent protein catabolic process; protein polyubiquitination; cellular response to misfolded protein. NCBI's taxonomy places the organism in Eukaryota, Fungi, Ascomycota, Eurotiomycetes, Eurotiales, Aspergillaceae. The record is from RefSeq and is a predicted model, not a curated record. Gene Ontology annotation, cellular component: cytoplasm.